AUGGGACGUGGAGGAGCAGUACGUAGUCGAAAACUUCACACGGGUUCAACGGAUAGUGAGCCACUUGCUGCAAGAAUGCGCCAUCCAAAUAAGAAACAACGCAAGGUCAUGGACGAGCUGCUGCUGAAUUCCAAUCUCAGACGUGUUGAUGACGUCAGCAACGGUCUCAUUCGAGCUCCCCAACCAAUAUUGCGAGAAAAGCCAACUACACCUUUCAUCGUUUUGCCAGAGGAAGCUCGAUUCACACCACUAAUAAAGAAAAGUAGAUAUGCUCUUGACAUAGGAGGAACGUUGGUCAAACUUGUGUAUUCUACGGUAUGUGAACGUGCGGAUAAGUCCGACUGCAAUGAGCCUGAGGUGCUGCUAAACUUUAAGAAGUUCACGACAAUUGAAUGUUGUUUACAAUUUAUUGGAAAUAAUUGGCAUGAUCGCGUUGCCGACGAUGUUUUACACUGUACUGGUGGAGGCUCCUUCAAAUACGCAGAGAUGAUGCAUAAUUUGUUAGGAGUGCGGGUUCAACGUACAGAUGAGAUGAAGUCGCUGAUCUAUGGCUGUGAUUUUCUUUUGAGAAACAACGAAGACGAGUCGUUCACAUAUCAUCAUGAAGCGAUCGGGAUUGAAAGAUAUCAGUACAAGCCAAUUGCAGCAGACUCCAUUUACCCUUUCCUACUAGUGAACAUAGGCACUGGUAUAUCAGUCUUGAAGGUUGAUUCGCCGUCACAAUUUCAACGAGUUGGUGGUAGCUCCAUGGGAGGCGGUGCAUUCAUUGGACUUGGAAACCUCUUAACUUCAGCACAAAAUUUUGAUGAACUUCUGUUGAUGGCGGAGAAGGGAGAUCAUCGAAAGUGCGACACACUAGUGUGUGAUAUAUAUGGUGGUUCGUACGAUAACUUGAACCUGCCUGCUGAUCUGAUCGCCGGUUCAUUCGGCAAAUGUAGCAGGAUGGGGAAGCGGGGCGCCGCUGCUCGCGGAGAUCACGAACAAGCUUCGGAGCAAGACAUUGCCAAAUCCCUUUUGUUAAUGAUCAGCAACAAUAUUGGACAGAUGGCAAUGUUGUACGGUAUGAGGUUUUCCAUGAAACGUAUAUACUUUGGAGGAUUUUUCAUUCGGAAACAUCCUAUCACGAUGCGAACGUUGUCAUAUGCAAUCAACUAUUGGAGCAAAGGUAAUAUGGAAGCGUUAUUUAUGAAGCACGAAGGCUACCUCGGAGCAGUAGGUGCCUUCCUCGAUACUGGAAAUGCAUGA
Molecule: messenger RNA, 1245 nt
Organism: Necator americanus (New World hookworm)
Lineage: Eukaryota; Metazoa; Nematoda; Chromadorea; Rhabditida; Ancylostomatidae
Exons: 13
Coding region: 1-1245 (414 amino acids)
Biological process (GO): coenzyme A biosynthetic process
Cellular component (GO): cytosol; nucleus
Molecular function (GO): pantothenate kinase activity; ATP binding
Source: RefSeq, a predicted model, not a curated record